AUGAUGAGGGUACUCAAAGGACUACCUCCUCACUUUGAGAUGCUGAAGGUGGUGUUGAACAACCAGUCAUCAUCGCUCACUAAGGAUCAGCUGCUUACCUCCUUGAGGAGCGAGGAGAUGCGCAUUGGUGUCGCACCAAGAUCGGAUGGUGUAGCCACAUUUGGAGCGGGUACGAAAGUGGGCAGCAGCGGCAGGGGAAAUUGGGUCAAGGGAGGAAAGCAUGGAGACAGCGGUAGCAGCAGUGACACCAACUCGGGCAGAUGGGGUCAAGGGAAAGGCAAAGCGGGAGUGCUUGAUUUCCCUUGGGGGUCCAAGGGCAUGGCUCCUCGGGGGUUGUGUCAUGGCUGUUGGGAUGAGGGACAUGCAUGGCAACGAUGUCCUCAUCGACCUAAGGGAGGCAUUCCGGCAUUCUUAAAGCGGGGGGGUCGUGGGUCCAACGGCAAGGCACAGGUGGCGGAUGAGGAGGAGCAGGAUGACAAGGCAGAGGCAGUGGUUGGAGAAGCAGUUGCAGCAGUGGGAGAGGAGCAGCCGCGAGAGGGGUGGUGGAUUGACAGUGGGGCCAGCCACAACUUUACUCCUUAUGCAUCGGACUUCAAAAGUAAGCUUCAACCACCAGAGGUUCGGGGAGUUAGAUUGGGAGAUGGACGGGUGGUGAAAGCUGUUGGCAUGGGUGAGGUGCCAGUGGUUGGUGCUGGAGGUCAGCUGCUGAGGAUUCAAAAGGUCCACCUUGUGCCUGAGAUGCACACGCGUCUGCUGUCAGUCCCACACCUCACCUCUCGAGAUGUCAUUGUCACAUUCAAAGGCAAGAGAUGUGUCCUUCAACGGGGGGAGCGGGUGUUGGCGAUUGGAGAAAAGGAGAGGGGAAGGGACCAUGGAUUGGUGCGGAUGUUUCUUCCUCUUGCUCAGGGCACACAGGGCAGUGCUCUUGCAGCUAAGUCGUCCUCCUCAUUUUCCCCAUUGACCCUUGCCCAUCGCCGCCUUGGUCAUACCGCCCCCACAACAUUGCAACAGAUGGCUCGGGGGAACAGUGUACUGGGCUUGGAGAUUGGGGGGGGGGACACUGAUUGUUCCCCAUGUGAGCCCUGCUUAUUGGGAAAGUCGGCUCGGAAGUCGUUUCCCCAUGAGGCGUCUCGGGCACUUGGGCCUUUGGAUGAGGUCCACAUGGAUUUGUGGGGGUCGGUGCGCACACCAUCACUGGGAGGAGCGGUGUAUGUCCUCAGUCUCAUUGACGACUUCACCAGACGAGUUUGGUCGUUCCCCCUCCCCAACAAGGAAUCGGCCAUAGUUGCAAAAGUCCUUCGCCAGUGGCAUAAGGACGUGGAGUUGGAGUGUGGGCGGAAGAUGAAGGCUGUUCGCUCGGACAGGGGUGGCGAGUUCUUGGGGAAAGCUGUAAAAGCAUGGAAGGCGGAGUUUGGCAUUAAAACUCAAUUGAGCGUCGCAGAUACACUGCAACAGAAUGGGGUUGUGGAGAGGUGGCACAGGACGAUGGCAGAGGGGAUUCGCACAUUGUUGGUCGACAGUGGUCUCCCUGCUCGCUUGUGGGGUGAAGCAUUGAUGUGGGUCGUGUGGGUUAAGAACAGGGUCACCCACAGUGCUUUGCCUGCCUCCAUCACACCAAUGGAGGCGUGGUCCGGCCAGAAGCCGCAUGUGGGCAUGGCUCGGAUUUGGGGUUGCAUGGGGAGUGUCAUGUUGCAUGGGCAUGAGAAGGGUGGCAAGCUUGAUGCACGGGCUGUCAUGUGUGUCUGUGUUGGGGUGGACAUGGAGAGCAAGGGUUGGCGCAUGCUGGACCCUUCUAUCAUGCGCAUUCGCAUUGCUCGGGAUGUUGAUUUCCUUGAGAAUGUGAUGUGGAAGGAUUGGGACAAGGCAAAGGAAUUUGGGGAGCUUCUGCAGGAUGCAGCUGCAAUUUCCCAACUCCUCCCUCUUCCACUCUCGCCAUCUUCACCAACGGCUGACGACGUUGAGAUGCCACUUUCACCACUGCCACCGGCACCGCUGAGUGUGUCGGUGCAGCAGCAGCCCACCCCUCUGCAGCAGCUCAGUGGCCCCUCGGUCAUUCAGCGGAGAUCCGCUACACAGGCUACUUCCUCUUCCUCCUCCUCUGGUCAGCGCUCUAUCCCUCUCUCUACGGGUGCCCCUCCAUCACCAGCGACUACCUCCCCACCACUGGUUACGGGUUUGCAGGUGCUUGGUAUCCAGUCUGGUACAGGUGGUGAGGAGGUAGGGGGGGAUGCUGGUGUGGUUGAGGGCAUGCUAUGUUUGGCCAGGGAGGUGGAAGGUGUUGCACUGGCAGGUGUGAGCACAGGUCAAGGAGGUGCUUGCUCAGAGGUACCAGAUGAAGGAUCUAGGAAUGGUACUUGGUCAACUGAGGAAGGUGUUGCAGCUGAUGUCAAGGUGUACCAGAGUCUCAUUGGCAGCUUGAUGUAUGCUGCUGUGACCACCCGUCCUGACAUGUCUUUCACUGUCAAUACCCUUGCACAGUCCUGCGUGGCACCAAGACGCAUUCACAUGCGCGCUGCACUGAGAGCACUCAGCUUGCAGCUGCAUGAGAACCUGGAGCGCAUCGGCAUGCGAGUGAUUGCUGCGAAGGCCAAGGCUUCAUUCGCUGGAGGGGUUGUAUUUUGA
Closterium sp. NIES-65 is the source of this 2622-nucleotide messenger RNA. The record is from the annotation of a GenBank genome assembly. NCBI's taxonomy places the organism in Eukaryota, Viridiplantae, Streptophyta, Zygnematophyceae, Desmidiales, Closteriaceae.